UUGAAGGAUUACUAUUUGAUCGUAGAAGUUGAUUAUGAUGCAACCAACUUGAUGAGAUGAUCAAGCUGGAUUAUCAGAAGCUUGCUUGCAAUUUAAGUGGCAUCCUUGGUGAUACUGUGGCUACUUACGAAACUUCAAAGGAGACUAAUGAAGCUUUUAAUGAACUGGCAUCCUUGGUGAUAUGAUGGCUACUUCAAGGAGACUAAUGAAGCUUUUAUUGGUAAAGUGGCAUCUCUUCUCUUUGCUUCUAUGUUUUGUUUUAAAGUUUUUCUGUUUUCUUAAAACCCAAAAGAAAGGGACUACACAUUACAUGAUUGUGUCUGUCCGGUUUCUAACUUGGGGAAAUUGUCCGUAAGGGAAAGGCUUGUCACAUACUAUCUAUGGUCCCAAUAAUUUUAGAGAUUUCAAUCUCUACUGUCUUGCUGUGCUGGGACAGCUUGACAGAAACUUCAAUAUCUCUGCUAAAAAACCUUUUUUAAGGCUUGGACAAUGUCCUGAGAAAAGUUCAAUCUCUCUGCUCAUUUGAUGGAGGAUAAAAAGUUGUAGAAAGGGAAAUCUCUGUCCGAUCAAAAAGCUCACUAAGCUAAGACAGCAAGUCAGAUGCUAACUUCAAUAUCUCUGCUAAAAGACCUUUUUAAGGCUUGGACAAUGUCCUGAAAAGUUCAAUCUCUCUGCUCAUUUGAUGGAGGAUAAAAAGUUGUAGAAAGGGAAAUCUCUGUCCGAUCAAAAAGCUCACUGAGCUAAGACAGCAAGUCAGAUGCUAACUUCAAUAUCUCUGCUAAAAGACCUUUUUAAGGCUUGGACAAUGUCCUGAAAAGUUCAAUCUCUCUGCUCAUUUGAUGGAGGAUAAAAAGUUGUAGAAAGGGAAAUCUCUGUCCGAUCAAAAAGCUCACUGAGCUAAGACAGCAAGUCAGAUGCUAACUUCAAUAUCUCUGCUAAAAGACCUUUUUAAGGCUUGGACAAUGUCCUGAAAAGUUCAAUCUCUCUGCUCAUUUGAUGGAGGAUAAAAAGUUGUAGAAAGGGAAAUCUCUGUCCGAUCAAAAAGCUCACUAAGCUAAGACAGCAAGUCAGAUGCUAACUUCAAUAUCUCUGCUAAAAGACCUUUUUAAGGCUUGGACAAUGUCUUGAAAAGUUCAAUCUCUCUGCUCAUUUGAUGGAGGAUAAAAAGUUGUAGAAAGGGAAAUCUCUGUCCGAUCAAAAAGCUCACUAAGCUAAGACAGCAAGUCAGAUGCUAACUUCAAUAUCUCUGCUAAAAGACCUUUUUAAGGCUUUGACAAUGUCCUGAGAAAGUUCAAUCUCUCUGCUCAUUUGAUGGAGGAUAAAAAGUUGUAGAAAGGGAAAUCUCUGUCCGAUCAAAAGCUCUUUGAGCUAAGACAACAAGUCAGAUGCUAACUUCAAUAUCUCUGCUAAAAGACCUUUUUAAGGCUUGGACAAUGUCCUGAGAAAAGUUCAAUCUCUCUGCUAAUUUGCUGGAGAAUAAAAAGUUAUAGAAAGGGAAAUCUCUGUCCGAUUGAAAGCUCAAUGAGCUAAGACAACAAGUCAGAUACUAUGGUCCCAGAUUAAAAGCUCACUGAGCUAAGACAGCAACUCAGAUACUAUGGUUCCAGAUUAAAAGCUUACUGAGCUAAGACAACAAGUCAGAUACUAAGGUCCCAAAAAUACUAUUGUCUUGCUGUGCUGGGACAGCUUGACAGAAACUACAAUAUCUCUGCCAAAAGACCUUUAUUAAGGCAUGGACAAUGUCUUGAGAAAGUUCAAUAUCUCUGCUAAUUUGAUGAAGGAUAAAAAGUUCUAUUAAGGGAAAUCUCUAAACGAUUUAAAGCUCACUGAGCUAAGACAGCAAGUUAGAUUCUAUGGUCCCAGAUUAAAAGCUCACUGAGCUAAGACAGCAAGUCAGAUACUAUGGUCCCAAAAAUAUUAGUAGACUUCAAUCUCUACUUCAAUAUCUCUGCUAAGACCUUUAUUAAGGCAAGGACAAUGUUCUCAGAAAGUUCAAUAUCUCUGCUAAUUUGAUGAAGGAUAAAAAGUUCUAUAAAGGGAAAUCUCUAAACGAUUUAAAGCUCACUGAGCUAAGACAGCAAGUCAGAUACAAUGGUCCAAAAAAUGUUAGGAAACUUCAAUCUCUACUUCAAUAUAUCUGCUAAGACCUUUAUUAAGGCAUGGACAAUGUCCUGAAAAAAUUCAAUUCUCUGCUAAUUUGAUGGAGGAUAAAAGUCUAUAUAUAUAAGGCUUCUUUAGUGGCUUUCUAAUAAGGGGAAAGUUCAAGUGUUCGAUUAAAAGCUAUCUUGUUGUAGUUGGGACAGCAAGUUACAUUCUAAUACUCUGCUCUAGAGAAACCUUUAAUCUCUGCCAAGAUCAGCCUUUAAGGCUUGUAUAAUGAUGGCUCUAGUGUACGAUGGAAAAAAAGUUCUGCUGUAGCUGGGACAGCAUGUUACCACAUUCAAUAUUCUGCUAUAGAGAAAGCUUCAAUCUCUGCUAACUUCAGCCUUUAUGGCUUGUACAAUGAUGUCCGAUGAGAAAAUAUUCUGCUGUAGCUGGGACAGCAUGUGAACACAUUCAAUAUUCUGCUAUAUAAAAACUUCAAUCUCUGCUAAGUUCAGCCUUUUAAGGCUUGUACAAUGAUGUCAUAAGAAAUUCAAUUCUCUGCUGAAAGUAUAUAAUUCAAUAUUCUGCAAAUUUAACGGAGAAUAAAAGUCCUAUAAUAAGGCUUGUUUAAUGGCUCAAGAAGGAGAUUUCUGCACAACCUUUAUACAGUACUUUGGAAAUAUAGGUAUUGCAGAAGAUCCAACGUGAAGACUGGCAUCUUUCCCUUCUUUUGAUUAGGUAAUUGUCUUCCCUCUUCUAACACAAGAAAACAUAUUGAUUCUUGCAUGUGUGUCGUGUAUGUGUGUAUAAUACUGGACUUUGAAAUUGGAAGUUCGAUCCUUUUCAAGCAUGAACAGAGGAACUAUCAGUUAUUAUCUCUCCAAGUCCAUGCGACGGUAAACUUCUGACUUUGCCAUCCCUUUAUUGUCUAAAUAAAACCCCAUUCACUUCUUUGAAACCAAAGAAUAUGGUUGGAGCUUUUGUGGACUGUGGUGCACCGUGCACGUCGUCUUCAAAACUCCUCUUUCCAGUUAGGUCAGGUAGGUAUCAGGUAUGCAUUUGACUCCUUAAAUCUACUUGAUACAUUUAUGCAUGCAUUCUUUUAAAAAUUUUAGAAUUGUUGCCUUCAAUUUCUCUCUCUUUUGGCUUCCACUUUUAGUACUUGUCUGACUUGCAUGUGUUUUUAAGUUUGUGACAGGUCGCAGGAGGUUCGUUCAAGGUUAUUUGAUUUAGGAAACGAAACCUUAAUUAAGUUCCCACAUUUUUAGUGAUAACACCGAUACAAACUCCUUACACGAACACAUAUACACUAAACUGAAACAUACACACAAAUGUAACUUAUAUCAUGCUCACGGUGAAACAAACAUCUAAAAUGCUAUCACUGAUACAAACAUAAACGCAUGACACGCACACAUACGCUAAAACGCAAACAUAAAUAUUGUGCUCACAAACACGAAAGCUAGUACUAAUUAAGAAGUUUUAGAAGUUAGAAUUUUGGCUCAUCCAAGAAACAUAACAAAUUUAUAUUGUUAUGGAAACUAUUACAAAUUAUUUAGAAAUUUUAUCCCAAUGAUUGAAAUCAUUUCAAAGUAUGUCAUUAAUUAUCUAUUAGGUAGAAGUUAUAACAACCGACCAAGAGCAACCAACUAUUUCAUUACGUGAGCGUUAUUAUACAUUAUACAUUACGUGAGCGAUAUCUACACCCAAAGAUCUUACCUUUGGUAUUUAGUAUUUACGAUUUAUUAUACAUUAUUUUUGCAACUUCUUGCGGAAGUAAAACGAAAAUUGUUACUAUACUAGUAGAGCCCCAAACGGUUUUCGUCGAUUUUGAAUCACUUGAACAACACAACUUACAAUUAUAAAUAAUAUUUGAUAAAAUAUAUACAUUUGUUGACUAACUCGCAAUACAGCAUUUGAUCAUUCAUAUCAAGACGGUAUAACAUGAUCUCAUGAUAAAGAAAACUAGCUAGAUCUUGAUUCACUAAGAAGUGACAAUCCCAUACCCGACCAAAACAAGGAGAAAAAAUAGUGAAGCAAUGUUGCUUCAACUUGCAAGAAACAAAUAGGGGAAACUACAUAGGUAAUACUAGUAUUGUAUUCAAUAUACAGACAAAAACCUAUUCAACACAUAAAUAACAAAAACCAUGAGAAUUUUUAAGUGGGCCAAAGAAAUCUUAAGGAAUAGAGAUGGGAUUUUUUGUCCAAAGAAAGCAAAUCUAAUGACUUAUUUACUUUUGGGUUGGACCCACGAGAAGAUUUGAUGUCUCACUUUCUCUUCUUUGUCUAUUUAAACACAAGUCACACACUAUUCUCUAAAGUCUUCUUCUUCUUCUUCUCUUAUUGUCACAAAACACUUUUUUUUCUUUUCUAAAUGAGACAAAAGGGCCACAGACACGGACGAACAGUAUCACCCUGUGCCGGGUGUAAGCUUCUCCGGCGGAAGUGUGUGAAAGAUUGCGUCUUUGCUCCAUACUUUCCCUCUAAAGAACCUUACAAAUUUGCCAUUGUCCACAAGAUUUUUGGUGCUAGUAAUGUCAAUAAGAUGUUGCAGGAGCUAUCGGAGAACCAACGCGGCGACGCCGUGAAUUCUAUGGUGUACGAGGCCAACGCAAGGGUGCAAGAUCCUGUGUACGGAUGUGUAGGGACAAUUUCUUCAUUACAAAGGCAACUCGAGGCUCUCCAAACUCAGCUCGCUUUUGCUCAGGCCGAGUUGAUUCAAAUAAGGACGCUCUGCCGUAUUGACACCAAACCUUCGCCGUACACAACGAGCACCGUUACUUUCCCGACGAACAAAGACUUCUCCAGUGAAGUCGACAUGGCUUUUGCGUAUGAGGAUGGUUCCGGAGACUCCCUUUGGUCGUGCUAGCUUUUCAAUUAGUACUCUAUCUUUGCAUUAGUUAUAAUUAAAUAAAUUAUAAGAUGUGUAUAUGAACAAGAUAAGUAUACGAUUAAAUUAAUUUAUAGUAGUUGUCUAGAUUAGUUAUUAUCAAGUAGCAAACCUAUUAAGAUUAUGGACUUUGUUUCUCUCUGCCUUCUUUUGGAUGUAUCAUUAUAAAAACUUCAAUUAAAUUUCAAAGCAAAAAAUAUAUUAAAAUGCA
Messenger RNA from Camelina sativa (false flax), 5183 nucleotides. The record is from RefSeq and is a predicted model, not a curated record. Lineage: Eukaryota; Viridiplantae; Streptophyta; Magnoliopsida; Brassicales; Brassicaceae.